Messenger RNA from Westerdykella ornata, 1125 nucleotides. RefSeq lists its product as uncharacterized. The coding region runs from base 1 to 1125 and encodes 374 amino acids. The transcript has a single exon. The record is from RefSeq and is a predicted model, not a curated record. NCBI's taxonomy places the organism in Eukaryota, Fungi, Ascomycota, Dothideomycetes, Pleosporales, Sporormiaceae.
AUGCCGCCCCGGAUUGAUCAGGCCGCUAUGGUCACCGAAGCGUUCUUCGCGCAUUUCUUAGCGUACUUCACUUCAGACGGCGAUUUUCGAGAUCUACAGAACGAGAAUACAUGGAUCCAUCACCUCCCACGCCUGUCUACCGACGGAACUAACAACGCGCUUAACCUCGCCCUUCGCGCUACGGCCACCGCCUACUGCGCCACGGAAGUCAACAACCCGUCGAUCAUGCAGCAUGCAUUUACCCUUUACGGAGAGGCUCUCUUUGCGCAUCUGAAGCUGCUGAGUUCGAAGCCGAAAGAGUACACUGUACAUAUGGUGUCGACGUCUGUACUCCUUUCAAUCUUUGAAGCGAUGCAUGCCACAACAACGGACGGAUAUUACGAGCAUAUUAACGGCGCGGUCAAGAUGAUGGAGCUUGCGGGCCCUAAUCAGUGUUACGGUGGAGUGCUAUGCCAACUAUUUUUCCAUAUUCGAACACAGAUGGCCUUUGUCAAUCUCACGAGUCAUAAAUCAGCGCCUGUACAAGUGCGGAAAAUUCUUGUUGAGACGUUGGAGUACCGCCGCCUCCCCGUCAUCCAACAAUUGAUGGAUUAUAUGGCCAUACUCACCGAACUUUAUAUGCGAAGGAGCAACGGUAGAAGCUACGAGCAAGGCAUGGAUCUUCCCGCUUACAUUCACCUUUUGUCAUCCGUGAAUGCUUUGUGGGCUGAGUAUCAAGAGGAAGCGGAGUCUCGUGGACAACCCUUGUGUCGGCUUGACAACGUAACCUUAGACCCAGUUUUCCGCGACGCAUUCACUGCGUUGACCAUAGCAUAUUUCUGCGCUGCGCGUGUUCUUCUCGCCAUCCUGGAUCCUCAGUCGAUGACUACUCGGGCUGAACUUACGGGUCAUUGCGCCACUAUUAUCUCGUGCGCACGGUAUUUACAAACGGAAAGCAUCGGCGUGGUUUAUAUGCGGAUGACGACGCCGCUGUAUCUCGUUUGCCUUCAUAGCCCCGAUCCACUGCUGAUAACAGAGACUCUCAGGAUGUUCGAGACCUGGAAGGGUGGGGCUAUGAAAGGUGUUACUGCUCGGGCAUUGGAGAAGAUAUAUGCGCGACGGAAUUCCAGGACGGGGGGACAUUAA